Brassica napus (rape) is the source of this 1188-nucleotide messenger RNA. RefSeq names its product serpin-Z1-like. Gene Ontology annotation, molecular function: serine-type endopeptidase inhibitor activity. The coding region runs from base 616 to 1119 and encodes 167 amino acids. The record is from RefSeq and is a predicted model, not a curated record. Lineage: Eukaryota; Viridiplantae; Streptophyta; Magnoliopsida; Brassicales; Brassicaceae. The transcript has a single exon.
AGGCAAGAAACAAAGACAAGAUAAAGAUGAAAACGUGUUCUUUAUUGACUCUCUCUUACCUUACCCAAAGACUAGCCCUUUUUACAUGUUUAUAUAAAAGACUCAGAUUAAGCUCUACCCACUACAUCACAGCAGGUUAAGCUCACCUGCUCUACCCACUACAUCACAAGCUCACCUGCUCUACCCACUACAUCACAUCCGACAGAGACAGGACGGACUUCUUCAUAUUCUCCAUUUGGGGUUUAUACGAAGUAUCAGUAUGGCCUUUAUAUGUUACAUAGCUCCAAAUUAUGAUUUUUUAUUAAAGAUUUAUGGUUCCCAAAACCUUAAAUCUGGCAUGAUGUUUGAUGUUGAUAGCUUUUGUGUUUUUUUUUUCUUUUGUUUUGUCUUGAAAAGGCUGAUGAAGUGUCUGAAGAGGUGAACACAUGGGUUGAGAAACAGACAAAUGGUCUCAUCACUGGUCUUCUUCCACCAAAGUCUGUAACUCAUUUGACUGAUUACAUAUUUGCUAACGCCUUGUUCUUCAACGGGAGAUGGGAUAAAGAGUUUGAUCCAUCUCUUACCAAAGACUCAGACUUCCACCUUCUUGAUGGAACCAAAGUACGUGUGCCCUUCAUGCCCGGUGACUUCUUCAGUUACCAUCUCGAUGUCUACCCAGGUUUCAAAGUCCUCAGCCUAUCUUACAGAAAAGGACGAUGUGACGGUCGUACGUUCUCGAUGCAAAUCUAUCUCCCUGAUGAAAAAGAUGGGUUGCCUGCAAUGCUGGAGAUGUUAGCUUCUACUCCUGAGGACGAGGACACUCCUAGCUACAGGGCAGAUAUUGGAGAACUCAAGAUUCCAAGGUUUAAAUUUGGUUAUCACUUUGAAGCCACGGAAGCUCUGAAAAGUUUGGGGUUGAGUCUACCAUUGGAGAGGAUCUUCCACAAGUCUUGCAUCCAGGUGGAUGAAGUGGGAACCGAAGCUGCAGCGGCUGCUGCUGAUGUGAGCGUCGGCGCUUGUGGUCCUGCGGAGAAGAAGUAUGACUUCGUGGCUGAUCAUCCUUUUCUCUUCCUUGUCAAAGAAUGGAGAAGUGGAGUGGUUCUGUUCCUCGGCCAAGUUCUCGAUCCUUCUAUGCAUUAACUUGAGUCUAAAGUAAUGCCUUUGAGACAAUGAAGGAUUUGUUGUUUCUUUCAUAUUAUUAUGUCAACU